This is a messenger RNA of Ruditapes philippinarum (Manila clam), 926 nucleotides long. RefSeq lists its product as uncharacterized. Bases 149 to 802 code for a protein of 217 amino acids. The record is from RefSeq and is a predicted model, not a curated record. The transcript is spliced from 10 exons. Lineage: Eukaryota; Metazoa; Mollusca; Bivalvia; Venerida; Veneridae.
AACUAGGUGAUUUUGUUUCAUUUUAUUUUUUGUUUUUGUUGUUGCCGUUGUUCUUGUUCAACAUUGAUAGACACACUAUACAGGGAUAAAACACAUUCAAGUAAUAGAUCACCUUGUUGUAUAAUCUAUACUGGACGCUGAUAUAGCAAUGUUACUUCUUGUUGUUAUUUCGGUACUUUGUGUCUAUAACACAGAAGCUUUGAUCACGUGUUUGAAGUGUUCUCACAUUACUGGACCAGCUAAUUGCUCUACAGUACAAAAAUGUGGUUCUCACCAGAGUUGUUUUACUGAUGUAUAUUUAAAUGUAGACGGAGAAAAAAGAUAUAAUCUUGGGUGUAGAGACACGAUGCAAUGUGAUGUAUCUCGGGCAGUAUUGAAUAAAGCUGACAGUGCUUACAUAUGUAGUGAAUGUUGUAAUGGAACAUUGUGUAACAACGCUGGAUGUCAAUAUCAAGGCUACCCUUCACCAAGAGGUCCGAUAUGUUAUAACUGUGACUCCGGCAUUAACAGCAGCGAUUGUGACACGAUUAAAGUGUGUAAUAGUGACGAGGUUUGCAAACUAGAAAGAAAGUAUAAAAGAUUGGCUAACACAACAGUACAAUUUCAUUACCAAAAGGGUUGUGAAAAAGCUGAUGUUUGUGACACACAGCUUCGAACUCUUGAGUACGUAUUAACACACAUCAUUAGAAAGCGACAGAUUCGGGAUAUGUUUCCAAAAAAUGACCACUGUAUUUUGAAAUGUUGUGACACGGACCUGUGUACAGACAGCUGUACUUCAAGGACUUCACCACACAAUUUUUAGCUUCAAUUUGGAACUGGCGUGUCACACUCGUACAUUUGAUAUAAGCUGAAUAAAAAAGGAAAAUGAAAUGUGCCUAUUUGAUUUAUGAAAGCAGUUAAACCUAAUAAAUAUUUUGCAAACAGUU